This is a messenger RNA of Fonsecaea nubica, 1587 nucleotides long. Its product is annotated as NAD(P) transhydrogenase, mitochondrial. The record is from RefSeq and is a predicted model, not a curated record. The coding region runs from base 1 to 1587 and encodes 528 amino acids. The transcript has 2 exons. Lineage: Eukaryota; Fungi; Ascomycota; Eurotiomycetes; Chaetothyriales; Herpotrichiellaceae.
AUGGAAACUACCCGCUGGGUUUGGGAGACCGCAUAUAAACCUACAGCAAACCUACAGAGGGUUGCUUACACGUGUGGUAUCUUGUCCGACAGGCAACUGCAGUUGACCGAUCUCACUGUGUCGGAACUGAUUCCAAGACUCCUCAGCGGCUACACCCCUGCCGUUGAAGUUACGGAAGCGUUCUGUGCACGCGCAGCAAUCGCUCAUCAGCUUCUCAACUGCCUUACAGACUUUUUCCUAGAAGAGGCCAUUGCACGUGCAAAAGCCAUCGAUGCUGAGUUCGCUCAGCACAAAGCUCCUGUCGGUGUGCUGCAUGGCAUCCCGAUCGCAAUCAAAGAUACCUAUGAAGUCAAAGACAAGCGAAUGACCGCUGGCAUUGUGGCGUGGUACGACAGGCCUCCUCAACAGGAGGAUGCCACAUUGGUUCGGGUGAUGAAAGACGCUGGUGCCAUCGUUUUUGCCAGGACUACCAUGCCUCAAACUGGUAUGGCCGUCGAGACAGUGGGUCCGUUGUUCGGCCGCACUCUGAGCCCUUUCAACAUUGAAUUUGGGGCGGGUGGCUCUUCUGGAGGAGAUGGCGUCCUCGUCGCCAUGCAUGGAGCUCCAUGUGCACCCAUAUCCACCGAUGUUGGGGGGAGUAUCAGACUCCCUGCGGCCUUCAACGGCCUAUACGGAAUGCGUCCAACCGCGGAACGAUGUCCAGGUAUGGGCAUGGCAUCAACAAGAAUGGGCAUGAUCUCUAUCAAAUCGACCUGUGGUCCAUGUGCACAGAGUAUGAGUGACUUGAAACUGGCGACGAAACUGGUCUUGACCCACCCGACAGUGCCCAACGAACCGACCUGUAUCCCAGGGUACUGGCAUGAGGGAGCACAGAAGUCGAAGCUCAAAGUCGGGAUUUUCAUGACGGACCAGGUUGUCGAGCCACAUUCCCCGAUUUCACGCGCCUUGAAUGAGACGGCACGAAAGCUCCGCGCCGCCGGUCACGAAGUCGUUGAAUUCCAACCUCCAAUAGACUCCUGGGAAGCUGCAAAAACUACACUGGGGCUUUUCUUCCAGAUAGGCGUAGAAGAGAUCUUCGAUGUUCUCAGUCAGUCUGGAGAGCCACCAAUCCCGCAAUUUGCAAAUGUCCUGAAAACUUUCGAUGUCCGGGAGCACUCAGUAGCAGAAGUUUUCCAACUGCACAGGGAGCAGCUGGCCUACAAAUCUGCAUUGGUCAAGGCUUGGGAUUGCACGGCGCGAGAAACCCCUUUGGGGGAGCCGAUUGACUGCAUCAUAUGCCCAACUGCGCCAAUGGCUUGCCUUCCUCAUGACUUUACGCCUUGGUGGGGAUACACAAUGUUUUGGAACCUCGUCGACUAUCCUGCGCUCGUGUUGCCCUUAAAAGAUUUUAGAAUCGACCCAACCAAGGACACAAAGCCAGAGGAUUACUGCCCACGAGAAACAAAUCCGUUUGAUCGGCCCAAUUGGGAGAUAUACGAUGCCGACCGCUGGAAAACACAGCCGGUGACCAUCCAAAUUGUUGGCAGACACUGCAAAGACGAAGAUCUCAUAGCAGCUGCUGAAGUCAUCGACAGCGUGGUUCAGUGA